UCUCCCACUUUUUUAAAAUCGUAUUAACCUGUUGCAUACAUGACAGUUUUAAGUUAUUUUUACUUACAGUUUAAUUUAAAAUAAAUUAACGUUGAAAAAUUAUUUUCAAUUGCAUGAAAAUCACAUAAGAAAAUGGAUAAAUUACGAAGAGUUUUAAGUGGUGAUGAUCAACCCGAUGAAGAAAGUGGAAUAUUUUCACAACUGAAUGAUGCAAGUACCUUAAGUUGGUCAACACGAAUAAAAGGAUUCAUUGCAUGUUUUAUUAUUGGAAUAUUAUUAUCACUUUUGGGAUCAUUUGCAUUAUUUUUACAAAGAGGAUUACCUACAUUUGCAAUAUUUUAUACAUUGGGCAACAUUGUAUCAAUGCUUAGUACGUGUUUUUUAAUGGGACCUUUCAAUCAAGUCAAACGGAUGUUUGCACCAACUCGAGCCAUUGCAACAAUUAUCGUUAUAAUCGCAUUUGCGAUGACAUUAUUUUCAGCGAUAGUGUUGGGUAAAGCAGGGUUAGCAUUACUGUUUAUAAUAAUUCAAUUUUUAGCAAUGACAUGGUACUCUUUAUCAUACAUACCAUAUGCGCGUGAUGCUGUCAAGAAAACCAUUGAGACUUGCAUAAUAUAAACAUUUUUGUUACUAUAUUUUGUUAGUUAUAGUUAUUAAGGAAAUUUUAUUGAAAAUUUGUUGAAACCGUUCAUUUGGAGAGAGCCAAUUUUCCAUACAAUUUAUACACAAAUUAUUUUUUAAAUCGCAAAAAUAUUAAAUGAUC
Messenger RNA from Chrysoperla carnea, 763 nucleotides. Its product is annotated as vesicle transport protein SFT2B. NCBI's taxonomy places the organism in Eukaryota, Metazoa, Arthropoda, Insecta, Neuroptera, Chrysopidae. The record is from RefSeq and is a predicted model, not a curated record. Gene Ontology annotation, cellular component: membrane. The transcript has 4 exons. The coding region runs from base 133 to 618 and encodes 161 amino acids. Gene Ontology annotation, biological process: vesicle-mediated transport.